GGGAAAAGUCAUUUCCGGGUACCAGUCCACCCCACGUGAUGAAUCCCGCUGCUGUGAUUGGCCGAGAGGGUCCAUAUGUUUAAGUAGGACAAAGGUUCGAUCCAAUUCUUCUGCGGGUCUGAGACAGUUACGACACAUAAACAUGCUGCUCAACAAGGUUCUCAAAGCCAGCGUACGGUCUGGAAUCCGGCUGCAGAGCUCCAGUGCUGCCGCAGCAUCUCACAGCAGCCAAUCAGCAUCCCUCGGCUUCUCAUUUGAGCUGACAGACCAGCAAAAGGAGUUCCAACAGCUGGCGAGGAGGUUUGCACGUGAAGAGAUCGUCCCUGCUGCACCUGCUUAUGACAGGAGUGGUGAAUAUCCUAUUCCCAUCAUCAAGAAAGCAUGGGAGCUCGGUCUGAUGAACGGUCACAUCCCACAGGAAUAUGGUGGAAUGGGCUUAUCAAUCUUUGACAACUGUCUUAUCACAGAAGAGUUGGCUUAUGGCUGCACAGGAGUACAGACUGCUAUCGAAGCAAACUCUCUGGGACAAAUGCCUGUUAUUUUAGCUGGCAGUGAAGCACAGAAGAGUAAAUACCUGGGAAGGAUGGCGGAGGAGCCUCUUAUGUGUGCGUACUGUGUGACAGAGCCCGGGGCGGGCUCUGAUGUGGCCGGCCUCAAGACCAAAGCUGUGAAAAUGGGCGAUGAGUAUGUUGUUAAUGGGCAGAAGAUGUGGAUCACCAAUGGUGGGAAAGCUAACUGGUACUUCCUCCUGGCCCGCACUAACCUAGAUCCCAAAUGUCCAACAGGCAAGGCUUUUACUGGCUUCAUUGUGGAUGCUGACACUCCAGGAAUUCAAAUAGGAAGGAAGGAGAUGAACAUGGGCCAGAGGUGCUCUGAUACCAGAGGCAUCACCUUUGAGGAUGUGAGGAUACCGAAGGAGAACGUCCUGAUCGCAGAGGGAUCUGGAUUCAAGAUUGCCAUGGGUGCCUUUGACAACACAAGGCCACCAGUGGCAGCAGGAGCUACAGGCCUGGCACAGAGGGCCCUUGAAGAAGCUACCAAUUAUGCACUGGAGAGGAAGACCUUUGGCAAACUUAUUGCUGAGCACCAGGCCGUGUCCUUCCUCCUGGCUGAGAUGGCGAUGAAAGUCGAGCUGGCCAGGAUGGCGUACCAGCGGUCCGCCUGGGAAGUGGACCAGGGCCGCAGAAACACCUACUACGCCUCCAUCGCUAAGGCCUUUGCUGGGGACAUCGCCAAUCAGGUGGCAUCUGAUGCUGUUCAGGUAUUUGGAGGCAACGGCUUCAACAGUGAAUACCCGGUGGAGAAGCUGAUGAGAGACGCCAAGAUCUACCAGAUCUAUGAGGGCACAGCUCAAAUCCAAAGACUCAUUAUUGCCCGAGAACACCUGGGAAGAUACAAGAAAUGAACUCUGCACAUCUGACUCGUCCUCAUUCAAAUGUACUUUGUUGUAACAUUUCUCCACGUAUUACAUGUGUUCCUGGAAAUAGAUUUGCUUACUUAUACUCAGGAUAGAGUUGAAAAUUGUUGUUUGCCUUAACAACACUUCAUCCGGCCUUGUUUUUUUCAGACUGAUCCAGACCCUAAAUUGGUAGUCAGCAGUCCACCUUUCUAAUCAGAGAGCAUCAAAACCCGUCCACAAUACCUGUCCCAUUUUUAAAAGGGUUUUCCAAAUGCAGUUCAGAAAUGUGGCCUUAAUCUGUGACUUGAUGAGUUGAGGGUCACCAUAUUCAGGCAAAAGAUCGCAUGACGUUGUCCUGUCAGGUUCCAGCCUCUGUAGAUUGUAAAAAAAAAUAAUUUCAAAUUAAAAAGAAAUAAAAAAUGUGGACAUAUUUGACUUUAUAAGUUGUCAUGGGCAGCCCAAACAUGCACCGUUAGUUAAGCUUUUUUUUGUGAGACUAGAUCGGUUCAUUUUGGGAAGGAGGAGCAUGUUCAGCCUGACCUUCAGCCUUACACUGUGUGUGUGUUGCAGCUCAGAUAUGUCAUACAGCAGAACCAAUUUAAUCUUGAUCUGUACAAAUCACCUGAAUGUGUUAGAAACAGAGGUAUUUAUGUCUAAUGAUUUAACAACUGUAAAAAUGCAUGCUCUCUGAAAAUGUUUUUCCGUCUGAUUUAGAAAUUACCUCAAAUAUAGAGAGACAUCAGCUUCACGCUUGAUCUCGGAGACCUCCGCAGAAAGUAUGGAUGUAAUAUGUUCAGUAGGCUGCGGUUAAGUUGUCACUGUAACACAUACCACUUUUUGACAACACUCAUGACUUAUUGGUUAAUAAAUCUAAAGUUUUUAAAUCUGUAUAUCAUCAAUUUAUUAAAUUAUUCCAUUCAAUCUAGAA
Messenger RNA from Sebastes umbrosus (honeycomb rockfish), 2327 nucleotides. RefSeq names its product acyl-CoA dehydrogenase medium chain (gene acadm). Gene Ontology annotation, molecular function: flavin adenine dinucleotide binding; medium-chain fatty acyl-CoA dehydrogenase activity. Gene Ontology annotation, biological process: fatty acid beta-oxidation; medium-chain fatty acid catabolic process. The transcript has 12 exons. NCBI's taxonomy places the organism in Eukaryota, Metazoa, Chordata, Actinopteri, Perciformes, Sebastidae. Gene Ontology annotation, cellular component: mitochondrion. Bases 143 to 1405 code for a protein of 420 amino acids. The record is from RefSeq and is a predicted model, not a curated record.